GUGUUUAUGUAAAUAUGUUUUUGCCUAUCCAGGUUGAUAUUUUAAACAUACUUACAUGAAUAUUAAUACUUAGUUCCCUAAUUAUCGCAUAAUCAGUUAGCUCUUCAAAACUUAUCACAAACCACGAAUUUUUCAAAAAAAUAAAAAGAUUUAUAUAAAACUUUAUAAGCUUGUUUUUGGGGGAGGUAAGCUUUAACAAUAAAGAUAUUUCUAUUUUACAGCGCCAUAUUUGGUUGUAUCCUUAUCUAACAUUGGUCACACAUUCCUGAACUAAAGGACGUGGCAAUCAAAAAAGGCAUUCUUGUUUUCCUAACAUAUCCUGCCUUUAAUUGGGAAGAUUAGCUACUUAUAUCCCGGCUAGGCCAACUAGAGGUAUUUCUUUUUUCCAACGAAAAGUAUGCGUUAUUAUUCAUCUGUUCUAAAUUCCUUUACAACAUAACAUAAAAAAUUGAUUAACAUUUCAGAUCCUGAUAAAAUUUAAUAUGCAAAAAUAACAAAAAAAGUAUGAACAUUCGUUUUUCACUUUUAAAGCCGCAUUUAUGAUCUUGGAUGCUUAAUUAUGCAUAUUUUUCUAUGAAAAAAGAGGAAGCAAAUAUAUAUAAUUUUACGUAGAUAUUCCCUUUUCGCUAAACUAAUUUCUUGUGAAUAUAUUUUCAAUUAUAUCACUUUUAAAAAAACUUAAAAAGAAUUCUUUGUUAACAUUCUGAAAAAAAUACCGAGAUAACAUAAUAGGACACAACACAGCUACAACGUAGGAUCAUCCGGGUUUUUCUUAAAUAUUAAAAAUAAAGAAAACUGUAAUAGCCUUCUUUUAUGCAAAACGAAAAAGAUGACCACAGCUAAGGUUCACAGAGUUACAUUUCAUCUUAAAGUAUGGGUAUCGACUACAAGAGUUUAGUUGGCGAAGGAGAAGACGAUGGACAAAAUGAGGUCAGCUCUGAAAGUGACAAUUCUGAUUCACCAAAAAAGACAAGAUUUGCUAAUCUAAAUGCAAAAAUUUGGUUAAAAACAGGUGUGAAGUCGCUUGCUCGUAAAUGUCGGAUUGUCGAUGACACAGAUGACGGGAAAACAAAUUUGAUUCAGUCUUUAUUCAACAUUAUAAAUGCAAAUCUUGGUACUGGUAUCUUAGCAAUGCCUUUUGUGAUCCGAUUGGGUGGCUAUUGGGGGAUUUUUAUUACUGUACUAAUAGGAGUUCUUGGAAACUACACAGGAAAGGUGCUGAUCAGUAUGCUGUAUGAAGAAACAGAGGAUGGCACGAGAGUACGUGUGCGAGAUAGUUACGCAGAUAUUGGAGAAGCGUUUAACCCAAAAUUUGGGCGUUAUCUGGUUCAUAUUGUAAACUGUAUCGAGCAAUUCUCACAUUGUGUUCUGUUACUUAUUAUGCCUGGAACUGUUAUUGCUCACACAUUUCCUGCAUCUGGCAUGAAUGAAAGCACGUGGAUAUUUCUCAUAUCUUUAGUCAUCAUCCCUACCAUUUUUAUUCGUAAAAUGCACCAAGUGACGUGGAUGAGUAUAUUGUCAGUUGCCAUAGCGACAUUCAUCAGUGUAUGUGUCCUUCUUUACAGCCUCACACAUCGUACGCAUUGGUCAUAUGAGAGUUUACCCGGAUUUGAUGUACAUAUUACACCAAUAUCACUUGGUAUUGUCAUGGUAACUUAUUCUUCACAAGCUUAUAUGCCGGCGAUCGAAAGAUGCAUGCGUGAUCCAGAGUUGUUCGAUCCGCUUAUAGAUUUCGCUUACACUCUAGUCACUGUAUUUAAAUUUGGCAUUGGAGUUAUAGUCUUCUUAGCCUUCACGAACGAAACUGACCAAAUCAUGACCCUGAACCUCCCACACAAUUUUUUCGGAGUUAUAUUUAAUGUGGCCGCCAUUAUACUAUCGUUGUCAUUUUACACGGUACCGAUGUUCACGAUGUUUGAUAUUAUUGAAAAUCAACUAACACUUCCAAUUUUCAUGCAGAGAUUUUUAGAUGCGGAGAAAUCUUAUUUUGGGAAAAAGUUUUUAACACCCAAUUUAAUGUUCCGUUUUGUGGUUGUUUUGAUGUUCAUCUCGAUUGCUUCUGCUGUUCCGCAUUUUAGUCUGCUCAUGUCAUUCGUUGGUAACACUACUGGCAUAACCUUAGUCUUGCUCUACCCUAGUUUGUUUUACGUCAAACUUCGAUGGAAUAAUCUUUCAAACACCGUGGUCGUGAUUAACUGUUUGAUUGUUGUUUUUGCUGUGGCUGGAGGUCUUUUUGGGAUCAGUUCUGCAGCCAGAGCUUUCUAUUCGGUGUUCAACCAGUAUUGAUAUCAUUAUUUGUGGGACACAUCCUUGGGGUUUAUUACGUUCAGGGUAUAAAUUAUCAAAAGAAAGCACUUAUAUGGCUCAAUGACAAGAACGUAAUAAUUUGUUGUCUCCUUCAUCUUUGUAACAAACAAUUAUGUUGCCUCGUUCAAACAAAUAUUACUCAUAACUCCGCGGUUCAAUGGUUAAUUUAACAGUUAAAGUAAAACCGAAAAUACGAUCAAUUGAAACAAUAUUUAUGAUUCUUAAAAUGGAUUUCGUUUAAACCAAUCUUUUUAUUACACAAAUACCUUUCUGAAUAAACUCUCCUGGCGUUUGGUAUUUACUCAAGGUAGCGUUUAUUUAAGAGGGGAGUUAUUGUUAAAUAACAUCUGCCAUGUUGGUAUUAUACAGA
Molecule: messenger RNA, 2677 nt
Organism: Hydractinia symbiolongicarpus
Lineage: Eukaryota; Metazoa; Cnidaria; Hydrozoa; Anthoathecata; Hydractiniidae
Product: vesicular inhibitory amino acid transporter-like
Exons: 2
Coding region: 874-2286 (470 amino acids)
Biological process (GO): amino acid transmembrane transport
Cellular component (GO): vacuolar membrane
Molecular function (GO): amino acid transmembrane transporter activity
Source: RefSeq, a predicted model, not a curated record